Molecule: messenger RNA, 2150 nt
Organism: Mya arenaria
Lineage: Eukaryota; Metazoa; Mollusca; Bivalvia; Myida; Myidae
Exons: 2
Coding region: 172-1380 (402 amino acids)
Biological process (GO): intracellular signal transduction
Source: RefSeq, a predicted model, not a curated record
GUCUAAUACUUUUAUAACCAUUGCCAAAUCGUUAUUAAGCCAAAAUUGGGAUAUAAGUUAACUACGAAAGACAACAAGUUUUAAUAACAGUUAACCUGAAAAGGUACAUAACGUAUGUAUAGACCCGUCAACGGAUUGAAAGACACAAGCAAAAGUGUGUAUUAACGGCCAAUGGACCGAAUCUGGACAUCCAUCAAGAAUAAUUCGAAGGAAGAGUUUUAUUCAUGCCUUGUAGCUAUCAAGAACGAGCGCAUUGAUUACAAUGCUAUAUACAGGAUUGUUCCUUUCUGUGUACUGUUUAACAGACCUAAUUUAAUAAAAGUGUUCUUCACGGAGUUUAAAACAACGCUUGGUGUUUCUUUGUACGAGUCGUCGGUUAGGAAUCAAAUUCCUCUUCAAACUUUGAUUCGUCUUGCAACAAUAUUUGGUUACCAGGAGUGCAGCUCGGAAAUACAAUUGAUGCAUUUACACAUUUCUUCAAAAAAAACUGGAACGGGAAACGAAGGUUUUAAUUCAGCAAACAUACUUUCAAGGUAUGACAAAGAGGAUGAGGAUUAUCAACUCUUUAGUUCUGUUCUAACCAUCGGCGAAAAUAAGUUGGUCCCAUCAAGCGUCAUAUUAGACCAUUGUAAAAUCCUGCAACUAAAUGGUAGAGACAUAAAUUCUUCAGGGCGUUACUCGAUUUUGUACAGUAUCGCAAAUGGAGCAAAACGAUUUUCUGAAUUGUUUACCAUAGCACUUAUGUGCGGGGCAGAUAUCAAUCAGAAAAUGAGUGGAAAUCGAACAGUAUUCUUUGUUUUGUACCACUAUUUAGCCGGAAUGUACCACAGGAUAAGGGAGUCAACAGAAAUGACAGCAAAAUUUCUUAAAGCAUGUCUGUAUGAGAAUCCAACGUUAGACUUUAAGAAUAAAAAAGAUGUCUUCAGGAAUGCAUUGUAUCGUGACUUGUGGGAACAUUGGGCUGAAGACAAAGCACCACAAACGAUAGACAUGGAACGUUUUGCUCCAUUCUCAUAUGUUGCUCUGAUGUUUGAAGCAGGAGUUGACUAUCCUGUUCACAAAAUAAGUUGUCCGAUCUUUCUUGAGAAGACAAUUCAGUACUUAGAAAGAAGAGUACCACAACUUGCGAUACACGUAUGUGGUCAUCAGAAAAUGAUUCCCCCAGAUGUAAAGGAAAGCUAUAUAGAGUACAUUGCCAAUGUAUUGCGCCGUUGUUGUAUGCCGCGAUCCUUGAAGGACCUGUGCAAGUUGAGAUUGAGGCGUGAGUACCCGGGCAGAGGUAUUCACAAGACAAUAAAUCGACUCCAUUUACCCGCCUCUGUUAGAGACUUCAUUCUUAUGGAAGGGUUCAAUACCCUCAAUAUGGAAAUCAUAUCGUGAAUAUAACUUCCGGUCUUGGUUAGAGAUAAGAUAUUUAUUUAUAGAGGAAAAUCUUUACCUGACAACUCAGCGUUAGACACUUUUUAAAUGUGUUUCAAUGCCCUGAAUAUACAAAUGCUGUUGUGAAAUUACUUGCCGACUAACUAGAACAAUUAAGGUUAGAGAUAUUUGUGUAUGACAUCAUUCUUACUCGUGAAAUAAAAAUUCUGAACCCUAGACAUUUUUUGGAAAGGCGACAUAUUGAUUCCACUGCGUAUAAUGUCCACAUCGCCUGGCGGUUGUAAGUAUCAAUUGUAAGUGAAAAUGUUGAUAUAGAACUGAACUGAACAGAAGUUAUUACACGUAAACUAUACAGUUCUUUGUGUUUCAUAUACAUAUUAAAUAUAUUACAAUUACAAUUAUGCAAUGUGGUGUGAAAUAUUAAAUCAAUAGUAUAAUCAAUCUUUGUUUAAGGAUGAACUGGAAUUGUAAAUCACAAAUCUAUCAAACUAUUAUAGUAUACAAUAAAAUAACCAAUAGUUUGCUUUUUAUAUACUAAUAUAUGUUGGAACAAAUGAUAUUCAACUGAUCAAUUUCUAACAUUAAAACAUUGUCUAACAUUGUAUAUAUAAACAUAAAUGGUAAAACAUAGUUACAAAUGUUAACCAAGCAUACUACUGCUUGAGAUAAAUAUGUGUAUCAAGGCUUAUAAUUAUAGAUUCAUUUAUGUAGUAGAACGCACCUUAAAUGUUUCCGAUAUAUAUUUGUUUAACAUAAAUGUUUCAGAUGUG